Messenger RNA from Colletotrichum gloeosporioides, 5067 nucleotides. RefSeq lists its product as uncharacterized. NCBI's taxonomy places the organism in Eukaryota, Fungi, Ascomycota, Sordariomycetes, Glomerellales, Glomerellaceae. Gene Ontology annotation, molecular function: metal ion transmembrane transporter activity. Gene Ontology annotation, biological process: metal ion transport; transmembrane transport. Bases 1 to 5067 code for a protein of 1688 amino acids. Gene Ontology annotation, cellular component: membrane. The transcript has 4 exons. The record is from RefSeq and is a predicted model, not a curated record.
AUGGCAAUGCACGAUGGACAGCCGUCCUCGCCAACCGAGCCUGACGUAACUGCCAUUGAGGCAAAUGGGUCGUUAUUUUGGGACGUCAGUGAAGUGCCAGCAGAGAGUGAAGUCGACUUCCAAAGGUUCACCAAUCGCAAGGUUAGCGAUACUUUCAGUCCAAACGAAAGCCAAAUCAGCACCUGGGUAGAUGCACCGAACCAGGACAGUCAUGCUUCCUUUGGAGAUAAUGGGGUUACUGCUACGGUCAAUGCAUGUGGAGAUCUCAUGCAAUUCAGCAGUUACCUAGACGCCGGUAAUUCAGGAAUCUUUUGCGCAGACCACAGGACAACAAAUGAGCCCUACUCCGUCCAAGAAAGAGCUGAUGAUCUCUUGUUCUUAUCACGGGACAAAUCCAGACAGAGAUGCACCUACGGACUGCGGAUUUCCGGUGUUAGUAUGAAGAACUGUCGCCAUUUGGGCUACGUCCAUGAUAGAUGGCCCCGAUACGAAGUCAAAGACAAGAACCUCAAGCUUACCAUACAAUGGAUGGUUCACGAGAAGGUCGUUCUGCAGCAGUGUGUUAUCACUAAUACUGGGGAAACUGAUGUGGAUGUUUCAAUGGAGUUUUGGAAAGAAUUGCACAUUCGGGAUAUGGACUACCUGAAUCCUAUGCACAGAUUCAAUGACGACUGGAGCGGACAUGUCCCAGUUCAAGGCCCACACACCUAUGGAUGGAUUUUAGCCCAUCCUCUGAAGCAAAAAGGAUCAACAGAAGACAAGCGGCCGGCCAAAGAUCAAUCUCCAAUGCAGCUUCUGCGCCAGACCUCUCGGAAACCUACGAACGCCACCAUUGACAGUAGCAAAGGAGGCAUGAUGGGAUACUCGAAGGACUUCAAGGUCUCAAAUGCAGAAACCGACGUCAACCAAGACACAGUUGCAGUUGUUAUGUCGAUGUUCGUGGAUGGCAAAGCAAUUAGCUUUGAGUCCCUUAAUCACAAGCGCCCAGAGAAGGUCACUCAAAAUAUUAAACACGGGAGCGCGAUUGAGGUAGUGAGCGCCUACAAAAUGAUUCAAUGGACUGACUCUGAGGCUGAAUGGAGAGAGUUCAUGGUCCCGGCAAGUGUGACAGAUGUCAGCAAGCAUCUUGCACACGCAUCGAAAUUCUUUACGGCGUUCUCCCCUUGCAAUCAUGAUUUCAAAGGCAAUAUUCAUGGAGAUAGCAAGGACAGCGCUGUCGAACAGGAAACUAGAGAAUGGGCUCCAUCACUGCCUUGGGGCCCGCCCAAAGGCUCAUUGGAGAAUGAAGACCUGGUGAAGCAGUCGGUCAUUUACAUCGACUUUGUAGCUCGCCGAAAGCUUGAGCAUAUCUUGUCAGUUUGCGCCAUCCCGUUGCGAGAGCCUGGGGUAGAAGGAGGCAUUGUUCCAAUUGCGUUGACUUGUGGGGAUAUGUCAGGCCACCGUGUUUCUUCUCCCGCGAGUUUUUUUGCAUUCAGCUUCCUGCUCGAGAUUUCGGAGCGAUUGAUGGCAACGAAGGGCAAAGACCAAAUGAGUUCGUAUAGUCUGUUGCAGAAGAGGGUCGACUUAGUUUGCCGUGGUCACUUAAUGUGGCUUGACUCAGAAGUUGAGAGGACGGAUUCAAAGUGCUUCUCAGCGAAUUAUUGGGUGAAAGGAAGCAUUAUGCCUCGUAUCGAGGAAAGCGAGUCUUUCAUGCCAAAUGACUCCCUGACGGACACGCCGUUUCAAAUAAUCAAGGUUUUCGAUUUUGCCAAUCGAUACCAGAGCGAAGAGGAUUCUGAACUAGCGCGUAGCAUCAUCGAGGAAGUGGCGAAGCCCUGGAUCGUGGCCCUUGACAGAGCCGACAUGCGUGGUUCCCGUGCAUGGCCACACUCGCAAGACGAAGGGUGUAAUAAAUACAGGCUCAGUGAGCACGUAUGGGUUUGGAGGGCGUUGAAGCUGAUCGAGGACGACCUUCGAGAGACUUCAGCAGAGAAAAUAUCACACGAUGAUGAGAAGGAACGUAGGGCUCUAAACACGAGCCUCACGUCUCGCACGGAGAUUGAACUUGAUCAGCUCUUGGCAGAUGAGAAGCUGCUCAGACGAUUCAAUUCUCGUGAUGUUCAACGGGAUAUUCUUCGGCGAUUCACGGCUGAAAACGAAAUGUCCAAGAAGCGCAUGCUGGCAAUGACUCGAUCUCCGAGAGAGACGCGAUUUCUCUUCCAUGCCAGCGAUACGGCACUUUUCUACGGCAUCAACAGAGACUUUUUCUUAGAAAGGACUUCGUUCAAUGAAGUCUGGGAGAACACCAUUGAGGCUCAGGUUCAUCACAAUGAGAACUCAGAAACAGGAUGGGACAACUCAAUCCGCUAUGCCCUGGCGAUCAUGCUUGGAACUCGUAACAUGAGCAUAAACAAGCGAUCCCCACAAGAACUGAUUAAGUCGUCACUGAAAGUCCUCUUUGGGUCUACGAGUCCGAACGGAUUAUUCUACGGGCUAUUGGAUAGCACAACAAAAGAAUCAACACUAUUCGGUAGAGAAAACGACCGGGACUUCUACUUUCACGCCAGCUUCGAAAUACCAUUCAUCCUUCUUACUCAUUGCUGGAAGAUUUACGCGGAAGUUAAAGGAUCUGAGAAACCGCCUGAACCUUCUUCCGUCCUGCAACCAAAGGCGCUUGCCACUCAUGAUCUCUUGGAAGAAGUCGCAGACUUGAACUUGAUGCAGCCAAAGAGGCAGCCUGCACAGACAGAUCGAAACACCAGACUGCCUAUGCUAUCAGCUCCCAGCCCCGAUGUAGCAGAGGCCCAGCUCAGCUCGACAGCGCCUCAGAAAGGUGUCAAGGUCAAAGCAUCCAAAGCAAUUUCUAUGAAGAAAAGCAUCCCUUUCAACAGUCUCAUUGAUCAAAGCAGCAUUGUUGACCUGGAUGAAGAGUGGCUUUACAACUACCCCACAUUCUUUGUCACAGAGAUGCAGACCCCCGCUCAGUUCAAUGCAGAGGCAGAGAAGCUCCUAGAGCAUAUCGAGAUGGAUACAUCUGGAGCUCUCAUAACUAGAGCGGCCGAUGAGUACACUAUGUUGUUGCGGACGGCGUCACGACGCAAUCGGGAUGAUCCACCAGAGAGAAGUUCAGAGGACCCCUUAGAACUUCUGAGUAGAAGUUGGACAGAUAUACCACGCCCACAUCCGAUAAAUGCUCUCGAGGAUGACUCGAAUAACAUGGCAUUUGUCGCAGAUGUCUUGCGGCAAAAGAAUCUCCAAAAGCACGAGCGGGAAAACAACAUCACCUUCCGCGGGGUCAAUAGUAACUACAAGCUCUGGUAUCUGUUGUCUCUACCUCGGACAGCUUCCAAGGCCAAGAAACGAUUCAUUUGGCUUCCAGCAGCGAACGAUGAGACGGCCCUUGUUUGUUACAUCACGAGCAGUGCACCGGAAGAGAAACAAGCCAUCUCUCUUUUCUUCGAACGCCAUCAUCAGUAUGAGAAGCAUUUCCUUGAUGAAACUUCAAUGGUUCUCAACACUUGGGAGAGUGAACUUCACCUCAGUUUCUACAAGCUUGUGGAGGAGAAUUACAAGUCUAUCGUUGGUAUUCCAAAAGAAAUCAUCGAUGAAUUUCCCGCGAGCGUCCCAAAGAGACUUGUGAGAGCUUCUGUAGGGUUUCGAUUUAUCGGUGACUUCUUUGACAGACACUGGACAUGUCAUCUGAUCGAGUAUAUUCCUGGCGGCAAGCCCAUUCCGACUUACUGGGCCAGGGAAAAGAAUGAAAGAGAGUUUCCAUGGGGUGACCAAGGGCAUCUCGUGCAGGAUAACAAUGCUUGGAGGCAGAGAAAGGUCCUGGAGCUGCAUCUUUUUGACCGGAUUCUGGAAGAGCUUGUCGACAGCACCAAGAUGAUCUUCAACACUAUAAAGGAGGAGCUUGGAGUCGAGCAUGGCGCAAUUCCGUUCUCUGUUCUCAACAGCGAAGACUAUUUCUCAUCCAGCGAGCAAUGGCAAAGAUUUCAACAAAUUCUCCAGGUUUUGGAUGAAGAUUUAUCAGACAUGCGGGUCACCAUAUCCAAAUGGGAGACACGCGAAAAAGACCGAGGCCAAGAGAGGCCACGCUGGACACGCACGGAUGAGAGAAAAUAUCGACGGUAUAUUGGAAAGCUUGAAGGAACCACACGCCGUCGAACCCGGGAUCUGCAUCGCCUACAUGUUCAGAUUCAGUCACUGAAGGAGACGUUGAGAAGGGGUCAGCAGCAAAUUCGCGACGAUUUAAACCUUCGUGGCUCUGAGAACAUCCGAUUUUUCACCUACGUCACAGUCGUAUUUCUGCCGCUUGGCUUCGCAUCCAGUAUAUUUGGGAUGAGCGAAGAGCCACCCAGCAGUGUCAUACCUCCAAUGAUUAUCUGUUCCGUUGUGGCGCUGCUCGUCACUGUUGUUGCGUUGGCCAACGCUAAGCGACUAAAUUCGGUUGUCGAAGUGGUUUCAGAAAGUAUAAACCGUUACUCUUUGUCGAAAAUGGAGGGGAGCCCUUUACUCAAUCGCCAUCGACGAAAGUUGGUGAAGACGCAGAACUUGACAAGGCAGGCCGAAGAGGCCGGGUCCGAGACUUCUGAGGGCCAUUCUAAGGGCACUAAUAUGCAAGCAAGCCGUGGAAUCCGGUCUCACGAAGACGAGCAAUCUUGGCAUUUUUGGUUCUGGGUAGGGUAUCUUUUCGUUGAACUGCCAGCGCGGAGAGUCUUGACGGCAUACUACGACCUGAAGCAUCCAAAGUUCAUCAAUUGGGGCAUGUACUUUCGUUUGGUUAUGGGCAUACUUCUUCUGCCAAUCUUCCUCGUCUCUUUCUUUUUUCAAUUGGUGUUGGUCAAUACUUUCGAUGUGGCACGGAGUAUCCUGAGGGGGUUGAAGAGGCUUCUUGAGUCUAGUCUAAAGGAAAACGACGAGAACGCAAAGUUCGUAGACAGCCACAUGGGCAGGCUUGCCUAUCCCAUGAAACGUUACCGACCGUACAGAAGAACCAAGGGCGACACAACUGAGGAGCCGACGGACCCAAAGGACACGCAACAAAGUUCGUACGGAGAUGUGACAUCACACUACAGCGGGAAAUAG